Molecule: messenger RNA, 3286 nt
Organism: Strongylocentrotus purpuratus (purple sea urchin)
Lineage: Eukaryota; Metazoa; Echinodermata; Echinoidea; Camarodonta; Strongylocentrotidae
Gene: pgap1
Product: GPI inositol-deacylase
Exons: 21
Coding region: 42-2936 (964 amino acids)
Biological process (GO): GPI anchor metabolic process; endoplasmic reticulum to Golgi vesicle-mediated transport
Cellular component (GO): endoplasmic reticulum
Molecular function (GO): phosphatidylinositol deacylase activity
Source: RefSeq, a predicted model, not a curated record
UAACCGUUAUCGAUUUAUUGUCCCAAUUUAGCGAAUCCAAAAUGGCUGCACAAAACAAGAUUCUCUGCUGCUUGGUCGUCGCGCUUUUAGGCCUAGGAAUUUACGAUGUUCUCACAAAUUUCGAGAGCAACCGAUGUGCUAUGUCCUUUAUGUGGGAAACACCUGAGUAUAUUGAUGUUCUUCAUAUGAAUGAGACUCUGCAGGAGAAGUAUCCCCACUAUUCCCUGACAGUGUAUGGGGAAGGCAGAUAUGCUACAAACUUAGAGAAAGGGAAGUAUACUGGCAUUCCUAUUUUGUUCAUCCCUGGAAAUGCUGGAAGUCACAAACAAGUUCGUUCCCUGAGCUCCAUUGCGCUGAGAAAAGCCUCCGACAAAUACAACUUCCAUUUCAAUUACUUCAGUGUUGAUCUGGAUGAAGAACUCAACGCAGUUUAUGGAGGAGUGUUGGAGGGGCAAACAGAGUACGUCCAUGCCUGUGUGAAGCACAUCCUGGAGCUGUAUAAAAACAACAAGAAUCCUCCCAAACAGGUCGUGAUCAUUGGUCACUCAAAGGGAGGACUAGUAGCUAAAGCCCUCUUUGCCUUGCCUGACUUUGAUGCCAGCACCGUCAACACUCUCAUCACCAUGGGAACACCCCAUGUGAAUGCCAUCGUGAAGCCUGAUAUCUACAUGGACCAGUUUACUACUAGUGUUAACGAGUUCUGGUCUGAAAACUGGGAUUCUGCCGAAUUGCAAGAUGUAACCGUUCUGUCCAUUGGAGGCAGUUACCGUGACAACAUGGUGCGGUCAGGGCUGGUCUCUAUGAAUGGGAUGGUUUCACCUGAUAGAGGGCUUAGUGUUGUGGUUGGCUCCAUACCUAGGGUUUGGCUCUCUACAGAUCACAGAUGCAUUGUGUGGUGUAAGGAGUUGGUACUUGCAACAAACAGAGCUCUCUUUGAUAUGGUUGACAAGCUAACAAAACAGAUUUCUGUGAAUCCUGAGUAUCGAAUGAAGGUCCUAAACCAUCACUUUGUCUCACAUGAUGGGCAGUCAAGCUAUACUCCUCACACUGAAGACGUGGUUGGAUUUGCUGAUGAAAACUUCAAAGCGAUAUCCUCUGGUUUCCACCACGUCGCCGGGCGUCACAUCGAGAAGGCCGUCCACUACACCUUCCCCAUCAACCCCAGCGACCCUAACCACGCCCUCUUCACCGUCACGGCCACCAUACCCUCCACCAGCGGGUGGCUCUAUGCCUGCACACGAUCCCACGAGGACCGGUGUAUAGAGGGCGUCGACAUCACCAGGAGGGCGCGGCUCAUGCCACCGCUCAAGUCCAACAUGAGAGUGGCCCAUCUGGACCUGAAGAACCUCGGGAUCGAUAAUGUGAAGCAGAUUGUCGUCAAGAUACCAAAAACAAACAAGGUGAAUGUUAUCGCUGAUUUGCAUGGAAGAUCAGGAAGAAUUAUGAAUGCAACUCUACCAGGUUUCUUCUCCUACAAACCCAAGACAGUGAUGAAGCAGCAUGACUCCCAUACAUUAUUCUUCAACAUCUCACUCCCCGAUCUAGACUCGGUGUGGAAGGCUUACACCGCUAUUCUAGAACCCGCCCAUUGCGCUGAUCCUGUAAGAAAGGAUGGAAACACCACCCUGCACUUUCAUGUACCUUGGUAUCAGGAGGAUGAAUGGUCCGUUGCCAAGGCAACAGAAAACAAUGUCAUGCCCCUGAAGCUUCAGAGUGGGCGACCGGCGGACGACCUCCGAUCCGUCCAGCUCCAUGCAUACGUGUACUCCAGGUGCCAUUACAGGCUGAGGAUAGCUGUGUCACACAGAGAGAUACCGGGACAGCUGAUGCGUUUCUAUGGCAACCUGUUGCCCAGCUUCGUGGUGGUUGUAGCUCUCCUGGUUGUCUCCUUCAGUUUGAACAACCUUGUAAUGCAGAAGCCUGUAGAGUCCUACAUCAUGACACAGUCCACACACUGCAAGCCAUUCAUUGUGGUCCCGUUCAUUACCAUGCUAAGAAAAAUCAUUCCGCACAUAUACGCCCCUCUGGACGAGGCAGACAACUUCAAGGUACUGGACGACCAGGGUAUCAACUUUGGCAUGCUACCCAUCGUAUUCUUUGUCUUUGGUUAUGGAAUAUUGACCAUCUUGGCAGGCCUCUUGGAGAUGGAUGUUCUCUUCUUUGGAAAGAUUCUCUCACUCGUCAAAGGAACGAGUAUCGAUGCUGACAGCACCCCUUAUACCGGUAGUCUGGGGUACUCUCUGCUCCUCUAUGCAAUCCUAGGGGGUCUCAUGGCGGUCUGUGUGGGCUCCUGUGGGGCUGUGGUGCUCCUGGUAUUAGUGGUGCUCUAUCUACUAAAGGUCGUCGCACUUCAGGCUAGGGUCCUUGUGUUAAAGGGAUGCCUCAAUCUGACAAACGAUGCCAUUGAAAAGGACAAAGAUGUGAAGGAGAUUGAACAGGAGAAAGAUGGGAAGGAGAUUGAAAAGGAAAAAGAUGGGAACGAGGAAGAGACGAGUGUGAAAUCUCAGGAAGAUGAGACAGCAGCCAGCACUGCGGAGCCCUCCCCACCUACACCACCCUCCCCACCUACACCCUUAGAUGUGGCCCAAACCAGUCUCCAUUUCCAUUUUGCUCUCAUGGUCCUCACCCUUCUACUGGCUCUCCUCAAUAUACCGUCCCUCGCUUUCUGGGUGAAAAAUAUGCAGCAUGACAUAUACAACCUUGAGAGAGACCCGGCUCUCUACCCCACCCUUGUGGUGAUAGCAGCCCUGACUGUACUGCUGGAUCCAGCUUACACCAUUCCAAAGAAAGGGCUCAUAACCAAAGGUCUCUCCUGGAUAGUGCAUGCCUUCACCCUGAUCGCUCUACUGUAUGCAUCAGACGCUAUGUAUCGUCUCUCCUACCUCCUAGCAUCAGCUAUCUUCCUGGUAGCCGUCAACCAAGUCAUGCCGUUAUGAUGAUGGGAGCUUUUAGAUUGAUCUUAGAGAGAAAGAGAGAGAGAGAGAGAGAGAGAGAAUCCUUCGUUCAUUUGUCCUGUAAUUUUUUGUUUGCGCCCUUCAUGGACUAGGAGUUGUGAGACCGUUGAUCUUAAAUCCAGCAAUAGUUCCAGAAGACUUUUGCAAUGAAAAUCUAAAUUGAUUAAUUUCAUUUCAUUUCUUUUCUUUAUUAUGUCCAUAAAGGAUAAUUUACAAUCAUACCCCUUGUAAAUUUGAUGUUAUAUGUAACUCAGGAAUUAAAAAAUGGACCGGUGGAAUUAGGACCUUUGUUGAAUACUUUUAGAUAUAAGCUUUAAUAUGUCACAUUCUCA